AUGAUUUCAAUUAAAGAUCAGAAAUUCCUUUUAAAACUUAUUUUAUUAAUUGUUUAUCUAGAUUGUGCAAAAUGUACUACAGGUUGUAUCAGUAAUAAACAAUUAUAUAGAGAAAUUGGAUGUAAACCUAUUUUCGAAAAUGAUUCAAAUUCUUGUCCAGUGGCAUACGACUGUGAAAACGUUUUUACAAGAUCAAGUGACAAGUGUUAUCUUAAUGGAAAUGUCUACGAACCAAAAGCUAAUAUCUCUAAGCUAGACUCUGCAUUAAGCCUAUGUGUAUCCGGUUGCUUCUGCGAUCAGAAAACGAAUGAUAAAAAAACUACAACUGCAUUUGCAUGCACUUAUGAUGUAUGUCGGUCUCGUAUGUCAUUAAUAGCCGAACCAUGUUAUUAUAAAUUUGACAAAAAUUUGUGCUGUGAAACUGAAUUGUACUGUCCUAAAGAAAAUGCGACCAUUCAUGAAUGUGUUUAUGAUGGCAAAACUUAUAGGAAUGGACAACAAUUUAAAAUUCAAAAUGAUUACCUAUGUGUGUGUUCACCGGAAUUCAAUGGUACGGCUAAUGACAAAUUGUGUAGACAAUUUAAAUGCAAUUAUGAACUUCUUUACAUGAAAAAUAUUUUGAAUCUAGACGCUCCUCUAUAUUUUGAAGAAAAGGAUGGAUGUCCUAUCAACUGGUAUCAAUCUGAAUACGAAUCCGAUUUUGGUACUGUUGAAGUAUCUGCAGGAACCGUUAAUUCCAGUAACCAUGUGUGCAAAUAUGGGAAUCUUAGUGUACCAAUAGGCCAAGAAUUAAAGAUUGACCGACUUUCAAUCAGAAAUUCUGAAUCAGAUUCGUACAAAACGAUAUGUACUUGUGAUACCCCUCCGUUAAUAACUUGCAUUACGGGUAGAAAAGAUAUUAUAAAUGGUAAAUUUAAUAUGCAUAUAAUAUAA
Macrosiphum euphorbiae (potato aphid) is the source of this 933-nucleotide messenger RNA. The record is from the annotation of a GenBank genome assembly. NCBI's taxonomy places the organism in Eukaryota, Metazoa, Arthropoda, Insecta, Hemiptera, Aphididae.